CCAGGAAGUUUUUAUUGACAUGUGGACACGAGUGUGUGUUUAACACACAUUCACUAUCAGAAUCAUCAGCAUGUCAUCAAAGAAAGGCAAAGGGAAAUCUAAGAGACUGAGUGAAGGAGACGCGGACAGAUCCGCGGGAAUCUCAGAUGACGCGGAUUCAUGUGGCGCGAGCGACAGACUGACGGUCACUGACUUCAUAGAGAGAGCUGAAGAUAAGGCCCCACACAGGUGGCGUUCCUAUCUGGCUCAGAUGAGUGUGAACACCAUGAAAAUGCUGAACAUCUGCAUCGGACGGCCAGUUCUGAUCACCAGUACCACAGGACAACAGGAGGUGUGUGUGGCAUGGCCGGCGUGCCAGUUUCCGGGCCGGCGUGUGGGUCUGCAGUCCAGUGUUCAGUUGAGACUGAGAGUGAAGGCUGGCGCUCAUGUUACACUGGAGUCCAUCACUGGAGCUGUUCUACAGGCUCAACACAUACACCUGUCACUCCGACCAGAAGACCGAGUGCUGAAUACAGAAGAAUUCCGGAAUUAUCUUCUUCGGAUGCUGGAAACUUCGAGUUCUGCUUCGGGCAGCAGUUUCUCAGUAUCGUAUUUUGAGCGUAGUUGCGAUCGGGUGAAUUCGAUUGAGGGUGUCGAUGGUGUGACUCUUUCUCCGAUAGCAUCUGUCUGCGGUCGGACGCCCGUGUCAGACAGAAGCGCUCUGGAUCUCUCCGUGCAGCUAGAACAGCUCUCCAUCCAUCAGAACCAGUCGGAACCUGUGGCCAGUACGCCUGACAGAUCACAUGACCCCUCACCUUUGACCCCCAAACUCCCUGCCACGCCCUGUAAACUCACGGAUGCCGUGUUCAGCCCUUCUGAGCCCUCGUUCACAGACAGUCCUCUGCCAGCGAUGCCCAUCACACCCGAUCAGUCUGCAGUGUUGAGUGUGUCUCCCUCUGCUGGUCGUUCAGGGAGCGACACGUUCUACAGCGUCUGCAGUGCCACUAAACUGAGCAUCGAUGACUCCUGCGAACAGGACAAGGGGUCUGGGGAGGAGGAGAGGCCAAAGAUCACACUUGGUAUGAUUGGCGGUCUGAGCGGUCAGCUUCAGGUCAUCAGAGAGACCAUUGAACUUCCACUCAAACACCCUGAACUCUUCAAAAACUAUGGAAUCCCGCCCCCUAGAGGCGUGUUGCUGUACGGUCCACCUGGCACAGGGAAGACGAUGAUUGGACGAGCACUAGCCAAUGAAGUUGGAGCACACUUUACCGUAAUCAACGGCCCGGAGAUCAUGAGCAAGUUUUAUGGAGAAACCGAAGCCAGACUGAGACAGAUAUUCACAGAUGCUUCUCAGAGGCAGCCUGCGAUCAUCUUCAUUGAUGAGUUAGACGCUCUGUGUCCAAAGAGAGAAGGAGCUCAGAAUGAGGUGGAGAAACGGGUCGUGGCUACACUGCUCACACUCAUGGAUGGCAUCGGAUCUGAGGGUCACAGUGGUCAGUUGUUGGUUUUGGGGGCGACCAAUCGCCCUCAUGCGUUGGAUCCAGCGCUGCGGCGCCCGGACGCCGACAAGGAGCUGGAGAUCGGCGUUCCUUCGGCGGUCGGACGGAUGGAGAUCUUGCAGAAGCAGCUGCUUCCCACGCCCUGUGACGUCACCACCGAAGAGCUGCAGGAACUAGCGGACGCGGCGCAUGGAUACGUGGGCGCUGACCUCGCCGCAGUCUGCAAGGAAGCUGGUCUUCACGCACUGAGGAGGGUUUUAGCGUCCACACCUGCUCUCUCUGAUGCCCAGGUGAUGAACAGGGUGAAGGUCAUGACCUCUGACCUCAGACUGGCCAUGACAGAGGUCAAACCAAGUGCAAUGAGAGAGGUCGCCAUCGACAUACCAAAGGUGCGCUGGAGUGAUAUUGGUGGAAUGGAGGAAGUGAAACUGAAACUGAAACAGGCGGUCGAGUGGCCUUUGAAGCACCCUGAGGCGUUCUCCAGGUUGGGUAUAGCGCCACCUAAAGGCGUUCUGCUGUACGGACCACCAGGCUGCUCCAAAACCAUGAUCGCUAAAGCACUAGCCAAUGAGAGCCAGCUCAACUUCCUGUCAAUCAAGGGGCCAGAGUUACUGAGUAAAUAUGUGGGCGAAUCAGAGCGAGCCGUCAGAGAGGUGAGACACGCCAGCGAGAGCCGUUGCCCGUCUAUCGUGUUUUUUGAUGAGAUCGGCGCAUUAGCGGUUGCAAGAGGAAGUUCUUCUCAUGCGGGUGGAGUUGGUGAUCGUGUGUUGGCUCAAUUACUGACCGAGAUGGACGGAAUCGAACAGUUAAAAGACGUCACGGUUCUCGCCGCCACCAACAGACCUGAUAUGAUUGACAAGGCUCUGAUGCGUCCAGGUCGUCUGGAUCGCAUUAUAUUCGUCCCGCUGCCUGACGCAGACACUCGCAGGGAAAUAUUCUCACUGCAGUUUGUGAACAUGCCCGUACAUCACAGCGUGCACCUGGAUGAGCUGGUGACCCGAACGGAGCGCUACUCUGGGGCAGAGAUAACAGCGGUGUGCAGAGAAGCCGCUCUACUGGCGUUACAGGAAAACAUCGCAGCGGAACAUGUGACCGGCAGACACUUCCACGCCGCUCUGGACGCAGUCAAACCCCGAAUCCCAGAGACGCUCAUACAGUCGUACAUCAACUAUCAACGGGAACACGGCGGUGUCCGUGUCUGAAAAUAAACGACAAUUGCACAACACUCGAUGAAGAACAAACAACACAUUAGAAAUGAACUGACUGUAUUCACGCAAGUGUGCCAAUAUACA
Molecule: messenger RNA, 2770 nt
Organism: Xyrauchen texanus (razorback sucker)
Lineage: Eukaryota; Metazoa; Chordata; Actinopteri; Cypriniformes; Catostomidae
Gene: afg2a
Product: spermatogenesis associated 5
Cellular component (GO): cytoplasm
Molecular function (GO): ATP binding; ATP hydrolysis activity
Source: RefSeq, a predicted model, not a curated record